CGACCUUUAAAGCACCACCACAGUAAAUAAAACUAUGUAAGGAAAAAUGGAGGAAAAACAUUCGUCCAUUUUCUCCACCAAUAUUCCUUGCAGGAAUGAAAUGAUUCAUGGAAGGUGUCCUUACGUUGAUAAAGGAUGCAUCUUUCAACACAAAUCACAGAACAAUUUUCCAAGUGGGGAUUGGAAGUCUUUGAAUAAACCUGAACAAGCACCUCUUUCCUCAGUUGCUUCUUCCAGUCGACUCAGCGUCAAUUCCCCAUCUUUUACUCCGUCUUUGGUCAUCAAACCUACAGAUGUUCCUUCAAUAUCCAGUAGUCAAAGAGAAUUUACUCCAUUGACGAAAGCAAAAUCUUAUUCUUCUGCUUUGUCGUCCGGAAAAAACGGAGUAGCUACAAAUAGGAUGAAUAGUCCUCCUAAAACUAUUUCAUUGACGCCUUCAAGCUCUAGAGCUGCUGUAGGUUCCCCCGAGAAAUCAUUUUUAGCUCGUAACGCUGCACCUUUUUCACCGAAGGCCACCUCUUUGUCUCUUAAAAAUCGUUCCGCUAUGUCAUCGUACUCUUCUGUGAAUGCACCUUCGUUCUCGUCGGCUAAAGGGGCUGUCCCUGCAAUUUCCUCUCCAUCUCCUGGUUUAGUAUCCUUUUCUUCUUCAGUGCAGCCCAGAAAUUAUUUGAGUUCAUCUAUUAGUGGGUCAGAACCGGUUCAAGGCGUUGAAAUGGAUCGUCAUAUCGUAGCUAGAUUUCCACCUUUUCUUCAUACCAUGGAUGAUUCACAGAAGAAAAAACUCCAGACUUUCCUUGCAGAUGAUUUGCAAGGUUGGCUUUUGCAUCUUUCCAGAGAAUAUUUUCAUUUUUCCAGUCCGUCGAGAUUGCCAGCCCAUAUUUUCUCUUAUCACAGCUUGACCCCUCGGCGCACCAUAACUACUUCGCUUCCUGUAUUGGGUUAUUCAGUCGCUACUUACAAAGUAAUUGAUGGUGAUAAUGGGAAACCUUAUUUAUUUGUUCAAUUACAAAAGUUUCAUUUAUUACGUGAUAAAAAUAUCACGAACGUAGUACCAUGGACGAAAAUACAUUCUCCUCAUAUCAUGGAUAUAAGAGAGGCAUUUACAACUCAUGCUUUUAGGCAACCAUCAAUUGUGUUCGUAUACGAAUACUCUCCUUCAUGUCCCUCGCUUUAUGACUUGUUUUUCUCUUCUCCAGUAUUUCGUAAAAAAGCUGCAUCUUUUUAUUUCUCGAAGCCUCUGCUAAAUACUCAAAAAGUGCUUUGGAUAAUUGCUAGUCAAUUGGUUAGCGCUUUACACACCAUUCACUCUGCCGGUAUGGCAGCCAAAAUGAUUACAGCUAAAAACGUUUUAAUGGUGGGAAAACUACGAGUUGCAUUAUUUGGUCUAGGGAUUUAUGAUGUGAUUUUGGAUUAUUCAAACAAUUCCUUGGGAGAGUUACAGUUGGAAGACUGUCGAAAUCUUGGCCUUUUGCUUUUGUCUUUGGCUUGUGGCAUAGAAAAUAUAUCUAUUGCGACAGCAAGAGAUCAUAUCGCAAAUCUUGACUUUCGGGGUGAUUUUCAGUCCUCCUUUGUUGAACUGAUUAAGAGCUUAAUAUUGGAUGACGGGAUUCGAAUUGACCAUGUAUUACCAUCUGUUAUACCUUAUAUCAUUGAAAAUUAUGAGAAUAGUUCUCUAAUGCAAGAUGUUUAUCACUCUCGCUUAGCUGAGCAGGUAGAAAACGAUCGAUUGUUAAGAAUACUUUUAAAAUUCGAAUUCCUUGAUGAUCGGCCCGAGUUUCUUGAAGAUCCAGAUUGGUCACCAUGUGGACGUUUUUGGAUUAUUCGCUUGUUUAGGAAAUACAUGUUUCGUAUCAAGCAAUAUACCAAAGGCGAUGAGCAUCCAAUAAGAUCUCAAUUACUUGAUACAUCCAAAUUAACGGAAAGGAAUAUUGAUUUGUCUCACCUUGUACAAUGUUUAAACAAGCUGGAUGCCGGAACGGAGGAACGGAUACUUUUAGAAGACUCUUGCAACCGCAUAAUAGUCAGUUAUAAAGAUGUGAAAACAGCGAUUAAUACUGCGUUUAUGGAACUGGAAUAUCGUGUCUCUAAUAAUGUUAGUAUAAAAAAAUAAAAAUUUUUUAUGGAAAUCAUUCAUUCAAAAGAGCUUUCAAACUUUUGCAAGUUAACUAACCAG
Molecule: messenger RNA, 2173 nt
Organism: Schizosaccharomyces cryophilus OY26
Lineage: Eukaryota; Fungi; Ascomycota; Schizosaccharomycetes; Schizosaccharomycetales; Schizosaccharomycetaceae
Product: poly(A)-specific ribonuclease complex subunit Pan3
Exons: 8
Coding region: 47-2110 (687 amino acids)
Biological process (GO): mRNA processing; nuclear-transcribed mRNA poly(A) tail shortening
Cellular component (GO): PAN complex; P-body
Molecular function (GO): poly(A) binding
Source: RefSeq, a predicted model, not a curated record